Messenger RNA from Medicago truncatula (barrel medic), 1421 nucleotides. RefSeq names its product WRKY transcription factor 22. Gene Ontology annotation, biological process: regulation of DNA-templated transcription. Bases 131 to 1117 code for a protein of 328 amino acids. The record is from RefSeq and is a predicted model, not a curated record. NCBI's taxonomy places the organism in Eukaryota, Viridiplantae, Streptophyta, Magnoliopsida, Fabales, Fabaceae. The transcript has 3 exons. Gene Ontology annotation, cellular component: nucleus. Gene Ontology annotation, molecular function: DNA-binding transcription factor activity; transcription cis-regulatory region binding.
CCACUUAUUGUACCCUAUAAUAAUAUCAUCUCUCUCUCUUUACCUUAUCAAAAGUCAGCGCCUUCUUUUGUCUUUCUCCAAAAGAGAAACAACAACCUCAGACAUUGUUACAGACUUUGUCCCUUUACCUAUGGAAGAAGAUUGGGAUCUCCAUGCGGUGGUUAGAGGUUGCUCCACCAUUUCAACCACCACACCUACAUCCUCUGUUUCCUCUUCCUCUGUUUUUCCCCUGCAACCUGAACCUUCUUGUGGCUACUCUUCUAUUUUUAGUAGUGAACAAAAACCUCAAAUUUUGUCACUUUCUUGUUCUACACUCCCUUUUGAAGCUAGAAGCUCCAUUGAAGAGUUGCAUGAACUUUGCAAGCCUUUCUUUUCAAGAUCAUCACAGCCUCUUUCUUUGCAAACUUCUCCUUUGUUUUCUUCAUUAUCUUAUUCCUCUGCUUCACCCAGAUUAGCUCAAACACAAGACAAACAACAACUGCAAAGAAGUAAACAUUCACACCAAGGUGGUUCUCUCACCAACCCAAGAUCAAAAAGAAGGAAAAAUCAACUUAAGAAAGUUUGUCAAGUACCAGUUGAGAGUCUCUCUUCAGAUAUAUGGGCAUGGAGGAAAUAUGGACAAAAACCUAUAAAAGGGUCACCAUAUCCAAGGGGAUAUUAUAGAUGUAGCAGUUCAAAAGGGUGUUUAGCAAGAAAACAAGUUGAAAGAAACAGAACAGAUCCAACAAUGUUCAUAGUAACAUAUACAUGUGAACACAAUCAUCCUGCUCCUACACACAAAAACUCUCUUGCUGGUUCAACAAGGCAGAAGCCAUUAACACCUCCUCAAGGUGAAACAAACAAAGAUCUUACAAAACCCUCUUCUCCUACUACCUCAGGAGGUGAAGAAGAGGUUCAAACUCAAGGAGAUAAGUCAGAAAGUAGAGAAGAAAAGGAAGAUUCUUUGAUGGAUGAUGAAGAAGGAGAUGAAUUUGGUUUAUCUGAUGUUGUUUUAAGUGAUGAUUUCUUUGAGAGUUUAGAUGAAUUUGGUUUCCCAGAUCCAUUUUCUUCUGCUAUUUCAAUUCCUAAUUGGGUUGCUAAUACUGCUGCUGCUACUACAGCUGCUGGUGGUAGCUGAUUUGUUUUGUAGCAGUGAUGAUAAGUUACUUUUUCUUUGCUUUUUCAUUGAAGAGAAUAGGAACUUUUUGUUUUUGUUACUCCUUUUUGUUUGUAGAGAAAAUGGAACAUUUUAGAGGAAUCUUUGCUAACAAUGGAAGUGUAGUAUAGUAGGGAGGAACUAGUAGGAACAUAGAUUAGCAUUUUACUUGUCUAUGUUAAUCUUGUUAAAUUUGAUUGGAUGAUUAUUAGGCAUUUAUUAAUACUUACAUACCUUGGUAAUGUAAAGUCAUUUUAUUUUAUUUUAUUUUAGAAUCUUUUGUCAA